CCUCGGUAGGAAAGAGAGAGAAGCUAGGAGAAUUACAUGUAAGCGACGGAACUUGAGAGUUGAGAGAGAGAGAGAGACGACGACAAUGGGAGACGAGAGGGUUAAAGAUGAAGCUCUGAGGAUACUGGGUCUCUUCCAAGUUCUUCCUCGAUUGGUCGUCUUUGAUCUCGAUUACACUCUAUGGCCUUUCUACUGUGAAUGCCGCUCCAAACGUGAGAUGCCAUCUCUAUAUCCACAUGCUAAAGGUAUAAUGUAUGCACUUAAGGACAAGGGAGUUGACAUAGUGAUUGCUUCUAGAUCACCAACACCUGAUAUAGCGAAGACAUUUCUUGACAAAUUGGGGUUACAGUCCAUGUUUGUGGCCCAGGAGAUCUUCUCUAGCUGGACCCAUAAGACAGAGCAUUUCCAAAGAAUCCAUAGGAGGACAGGGGUGCCAUUUGAUUCAAUGCUGUUUUUCGAUGAUGAGGAUAGGAACAUUGAUACAGUUUCAAAAAUGGGAGUGACCAGCAUUUUGGUGGGUAAUGGGGUAGACCUGGGAGCUUUGAGGCAGGGGCUUACAAUGUUCACACAAAAUUCAUCGUCAUCUGGCAGAAACAGCCGAAAGUGAUUCUGAUUGAGUAUUUGAACCAUAAUACAAGGUUGUGGAACUGUGCCCCCUGUGGGGUCUGGGAUUUACUGUUAUAAUUUGCCAAUCCAUAGAUCAUCUAACUAGGAGUUCUUUUGGGAGAAUUUGGGUGUGGAUUA
Messenger RNA from Telopea speciosissima, 744 nucleotides. RefSeq names its product magnesium-dependent phosphatase 1. Lineage: Eukaryota; Viridiplantae; Streptophyta; Magnoliopsida; Proteales; Proteaceae. The transcript is spliced from 5 exons. The coding region runs from base 86 to 607 and encodes 173 amino acids. Gene Ontology annotation, molecular function: acid phosphatase activity. The record is from RefSeq and is a predicted model, not a curated record.